Rhipicephalus sanguineus (brown dog tick) is the source of this 475-nucleotide messenger RNA. RefSeq lists its product as uncharacterized. The transcript has 5 exons. The coding region runs from base 170 to 475 and encodes 101 amino acids. The record is from RefSeq and is a predicted model, not a curated record. Lineage: Eukaryota; Metazoa; Arthropoda; Arachnida; Ixodida; Ixodidae.
UGGAGUUGCGUGUACAUCUACGCCUUUUAUAUGCUUGUCACUAAUUGUGGAACGUAAUUGUGGAACGUCAUUCAAGGCAAGUGUCUCGAGCGAGGCGAUCACGAUCGUGUUCUGUUCCGGCAAGCAUUCGUACCUACGUGGCAUCGCCGGCCUACGAGGGAUCGCCGCUAUGGCAGCUGCUCUGCAAGAGACCAUGGUGCACACGCCUGAGCAAGUGGAAGAGUUUGUCGCUCGAAUUAAAGGGUUAGUGUCGCAGAAGAGGCAGGGCCUCUGGAGCUCUGUUGUGCCGCAGAUGUACCAGGGACAGUACCAGGAGUCUGUACCGAAGAACUGGCUCGAGAUUAUCAAGAAUUCAGGAGCUGUGUGUGUUGCUGGUUGGAACGACAGAUGCUGCAUUCUCUAUCCUCAGACAAGCUCACCAGCAGUUCCCCAGAGGAAUACUGAUGUCGAUGCAAUCAAUGAGUUUAAGAAAUGA